UUUUCUUCUUCCGCACUUCGUCACUUGCUCGCCGGAAUACCAAAAAGCCAAAAGACGGGUGUCCUUUAAGACUAGUGAAUCCAAAAGAGGAAAAUCCCACACCUCCACCACCGUAAUAAAGAUGGCGAAAUGUGCUUCGCUCUCCGGCUGGAUUGGUGUUACGUAGACCGGCGUGCUGCAAACUAGCUCUGGGCGGCGCGAGAUAGGUUGUCUCUCUUGCUGGAUGCUGAACGCAGACUUCGGGUGGACGAGGUGACUGCACCCGCUUCUUGAGAGCCUCGGGUUCUCGUGUUUGGCUUCUCUGCCUUCGCCCGUUUGUGUCCAGAGCCGGCCUGCCUUUCGAUUUGCUUUGUCCAUAUGUGCACCAGAAUCACUGCUGCUUAGCCUGAACCUAGUAAAAAUGACCUUACAGAUGACAUGUUUAAGUCAAACCUGCCAAGAAGUAUGAUUUGAAUGAACUUUAACUUAUACAAGUUUUUCCAUUUAUUUAACCUAACUUAUCAGAUGUCUGGAAUUAUUUGUAACCUACGGGGCUCAUGACCCCCAAAGGGGAGGGAUAAGAUGUGGUGAUCUCAAAUGCUCUGAGAUCCUAUCAUUGUAUGAUUAUACAUAUGAAAUCAUUCAUGUGAAGGGAGAAAAAAAAAAAAAACCAGGGACUUUGCUACCAUGCAGCAGACGACCAGAUUAUUUCUCCGAGCUUUGACGUAUAGUAUCCCUCACCCUGGGAAGUGCAUGCAGAAACAGAGUUACUAUAACUCCGCUGGUCAUUAUUACAAUAGAAUAAGAUUGGAAAAGUAUCACCUGCAAAAUAAACCCAAGAUAUCAGAAUUAGCAAGAAACAUCCCAAGUCGGAGCUUCUCAUGUAAGGAUCUUCUGCCUAUUAAGCCAGAAAACGAAAAGUCUCUUUCUGAAAACAUGGAUGCAUUUGAAAAAGUGAGAACAAGAUUGGAAACACAGCCACAAGAAGAAUACGAGAUCAUCAAUGCCGAGAUUAAGUAUGGCGGUUUUGUUUACUAUCAAGAGGGCUGCUGCCUGGUUCGCUCCAAAGACGAAGAAGCAGACAGCGAUAAUUACGAAGUUUUAUUCAAUCUGGAGGAACUUAAGUUGGACCAGCCCUUCAUUGACUCUAUCAGAGUUGCUCCCGAUGAGAAGUACGUGGCUGCCAAGAUAAGGACUGAGGAUUCUGAAACAUCUACCUGCAUAGUUGUGAAGCUGGGUGAUCAGCCUUCCAUGGAAGCUUCUUUCCCGAACGUGUCCAGUUUUGAGUGGGUGAAGGAUGAAGAAGAUGAAGAUGUCUUGUUCUACACCUUCCAGAGGAACCUUCGCUGCCAUGAUGUGUAUCGAGCCACAUUCGGGGAAAACAGACGUAAUGAGCGUUUCUACACAGAAAAGGACCCGAGCUAUUUUGUUUUCCUCUACCUUACAAAAGACAGCCGUUUCCUCACGCUCAACAUUAUGAACAAGACGACUUCCGAGGUGUGGCUGAUUGACGGCCUGAGCCCUUGGGACCCACCAGUACUGAUCCAGAAAAGGAUCCAUGGGGUCCUUUACUAUGUUGAACAUCGAGAUGACGAGUUAUACAUCCUCACUAAUGUCGGAGAGCCUACAGAAUUCAAGCUGAUGCGGACAGCAGCUGACGCCCCUGCUAUCAUGAACUGGGAUCUGUUCUUCACCAUGAAGAGAAACACCAAGGUCAUAGACCUGGACAUGUUUAAGGACCACUGCGUCCUGUUCCUCAAGCACAGCAACCUCCUCUACGUUAACGUCAUCGGGCUAGCGGAUGACUCUGUUCGCUCUCUAAAGCUCCCUCCUUGGGCCUGUGGAUUCAUAAUGGAUACCAAUUCUGACCCAAAGAACUGCCCCUUCCAGCUCUGCUCUCCAAUAAGGCCUCCGAAAUAUUACACAUAUAAAUUUGCAGAAGGCAAACUGUUUGAGGAAACUGGACAUGAAGAUCCCAUUACAAAGACUAGUCGUGUUCUGCGCAUAGAAGCCAAAAGCAAGGAUGGAAAAUUAGUGCCAAUGACAAUCUUUCACAAAAUGGAUUCUGAGGACUUGCAGAAGAAGCCUCUCUUGGUCCAUGUAUAUGGAGCUUAUGGGAUGGAUUUGAAAAUGAACUUCAGGCCUGAGAGGCGGGUCUUGGUGGACGAUGGAUGGAUCCUAGCGUAUUGCCACGUUAGGGGUGGUGGUGAGUUGGGCCUCCAGUGGCAUGCCGAUGGCCGUCUAACUAAGAAACUCAAUGGCCUUGCUGACUUAGAGGCUUGCAUUAAGACGCUUCAUAGCCAAGGCUUUUCCCAGCCGAGUCUAACCACUCUGAGUGCUUUCAGCGCUGGAGGGGUGCUUGUGGGAGCAUUGUGCAAUUCUAAGCCUGAGCUGCUGAGAGCCGUGACCCUGGAGGCCCCUUUCUUGGAUGUCCUCAACACCAUGAUGGACACCACACUUCCUCUGACGCUGGAAGAGUUAGAAGAAUGGGGGAACCCUUCAUCUGAUGAAAAGCACAAGAACUACAUAAAACGCUACUGUCCCUGUCAAAACAUUAAACCUCAGCAUUACCCCUCAGUUCACAUCACAGCCUAUGAAAAUGAUGAGCGGGUACCUCUGAAAGGAAUUGUAGACUACACUGAGAAACUCAAGGAAGCCGUUGCGGAGCAUGCGAAGGAAGCAGGGGAAGGCUAUCAGCCUCCCAACAUUAUUUUAGAUAUUCAGCCUGGAGGGAACCACGUGAUUGAAGAUUCUCACAAAAAGAUCACAGCCCAGAUGAAAUUCCUGUAUGAGGAGCUUGGACUUGACAGCACCAAUGCAUUCGAGGAUCUUAAGAAAUACCUAAAAUUCUGAAAUGCUGCCUUCAGCUGGGAACCGGAAACACGUGGAAAUAACAAUUAGUCUUAUUUCCAGUUGGGUUAGCAAAAGUGAGAUUUUUUUUUAAGUUAUUACAUAAUUUUUUAAAAGUUGUUUCUUCAUGUAAAUUUUGCUUAAUGUAUUCCUCACUUGUACCGUUCACACCAGCACAUACCCCUAGCCUGGGAAAGUAGUUUUUGGCCAUGCUCCUUAGGAGGAUGUGGAGAAGGAGCCAGAAGGCCUGGGCAGAAGACUGCCAGGCCUCCCUUCCAAUCAGAACAGCUUCAUGCCUAUUAAUAGAACUUUCUUUGACCAGUUUACAAAUCAGUGUCCUUCCUCUUCGCUAGUAAAUAUUUUUAGGGACUGUCAGUGAGUCCCCUGGCAACUCCCACAGCUCCACUGUAAAGAAAAGAAUAGCAUUCUUCAUUUAAAUGCUUUAGAAUUUGGAAAUAAUCUUUUAAAAACUUUAUUGUUCUUUCAAACACCUGAGCAUCUUCCCUAAAACAGUUGCAUUUGUGCUACAGAAAUUUAAGAAUUGAUGACAUCAUGAUGGAUGGAUGGAUGGAUGGAUGGAUGGAUGGAUGGAUGGAUGGAUGGAUGGAUGGAUGGAUGGAUGUUGAGACAUACUGGAGGCAGGGUGGCCAUCUUGUGAAUGGAGAUCUCUAACACAAACUGUACAGAAUGUCUAGUGUGCUCAAAUAGCAGGCGCGAUUGGAAACAAAGCAUUUGUCUCUGAAAGCUGCUUGCUGAUGGAGGAGAGUCUUCAUGCUGUGUUCCAAGAUGAGUCCUUCUCCCUUCUCCAGAGAAAUGGCAUGUGUAUCAACGUCACUGCCUGUGGAGGCCCAAUUGGUACUUAAUCUUAUUCUCAGUUUUGUAGGAAGAUCCGAAAUGAUUUCCUGUAGAUUUAGCAGAGUUGAUGAUUCUCCAAAAUUCAGGACCACGAUGAAGACUUUAUCUAUGCCAUCCAGCUCUCUUGUGUACACAACAGAGUGACUGUCUUCCCUCAAAAGGCAAAACCAGCCCCUGUUGAGCAGCAGCUCUUUGGCGUGUAGUAGACUUAAAUCCUGAUAAAGCCUCAAGGCUGAACUCGCCUCAGACUUUUGGACCUGUUUUUUAAAAAGAAUAUUCACAUAAAUGUUUUAUUUUAUUUUAAGAGUUAUCCCCCCCAGAAAAAAACUUGCUUCCAUUUAUCCUUUAAAAUAACCCCCCAAAUAAGUAAAUCACUGCCAAAUUAUAAGGCAUUUAUAAAUAGUUUAUCCUAAAGUCACAGGAAUUAAAAAUUCAUAUUUUCUGCUUGUGGGGAGUCAUUUCAGUGUGCACAAUGCUCCCACUUCUUAGAGCUGCUGCAGAGCCCAAAUUUGACCCCACUUUAGGACAUGGGGCUGCUGGAAUGAAGUCACUGUGCUGCCUGCUAACUGCCAGAUGGCUGGAAGCAGAAAGUGUCCAGUGCGUUCGGACUUCGCAGUUCCCAUCUGCGGGAUAACAUGAAGGGCACUGUGGGUGCAGAGAUCAUGGGUCCUGCAGACGUGGACUCUUGGAUCCCUGGUGAUGGGAAGGGCACUGCAAAACUGCAGAACCUAAGAUACACAAGUCUACAUUCGCUUUCUUGCUGCCCCGCCACGCCCUGCCCUGCCACGCCAUGGCCACAAAAGGUCGUUUUUGCCCUUUAAAAGUUUGGGUUUAUUUUGCAGCUACAAAAAACAUACCUAAUUUAAUGCUGUUCUUUUCUUUUAUUUAUUUUCCCUCAUAAGCAUUUUUCUGUUACAAAUAUCAUUGUGAUGGCUGGUAAUAUGCUGGCAGAAUAUUUUACCAUAAUUGUAUUCCCUUUCCUUUUAAACAUCUGCACUUGUAGUGUUUUUUUACAUUUUCGAUCCCCUCCUCCCAUGUUUUAUAUUAUUUAUUUAAGAUAGAUUAUCAGACAGAUAACUACUGUGUCAAAGAGUAUGGACAUUCAAUGCGUAAUGCAUUGUUCCAAGCUGUUGCCAAAUCAACAAUAAUGUUCAUUCAUUACACUCUAGCCUGCCAGGUUUCCUGGGCCGGUGGUGUUUGUUGUUUUCAGGUAGAUGCUUAAUAAUAUGUAUUUAAUGACUAUCUCAUGGAUGUUUAAAAAUGUCUGUUCUGUUUAUCAGGCACAAAGUAAUUGUGGUCUGUGUAUGUGACACACUGUGUUACUCAUUCUCCAUAGCUUUAGAUAAUGCAUGAGAAUCGUUGUUUAGUGCCACUCACAUGAGAGGCCCAGUGAGCUAUUCUUUCCACCUCCCUUCAUUUGAACUCUUUCCCUGUAACCGUGGACCUGUCUGUUUCUCUUUACACCUCUCAAAGUACUUGUUUGAUAUAUUUUGAAGCUUCUGUUAACAUGCAUAAAGAUUGGUGAGUAUUCACUGUCUGAAAAUUGCAUUUCUCUCAUAUAAUGCUUUUCAUAUUGAAUUCUAUUUUGUCUGCUAUUAAAUAUUUCCAAGCCUG
Molecule: messenger RNA, 5298 nt
Organism: Onychomys torridus (southern grasshopper mouse)
Lineage: Eukaryota; Metazoa; Chordata; Mammalia; Rodentia; Cricetidae
Gene: Prepl
Product: prolyl endopeptidase like
Exons: 15
Coding region: 667-2832 (721 amino acids)
Biological process (GO): proteolysis
Cellular component (GO): Golgi apparatus; cytoskeleton
Molecular function (GO): serine-type endopeptidase activity
Source: RefSeq, a predicted model, not a curated record